Molecule: messenger RNA, 1220 nt
Organism: Neltuma alba
Lineage: Eukaryota; Viridiplantae; Streptophyta; Magnoliopsida; Fabales; Fabaceae
Exons: 1
Coding region: 211-1167 (318 amino acids)
Source: RefSeq, a predicted model, not a curated record
AGAGUCCAGACUCCCUCUUUCCCCCACUAUUCUCUCUCUCUCACUCGCGUAGCAACAAGACAAACUUGCCUUUCGAAUUCUCCAUCAGAUCUCUUUCACCUCACGGUGGGCUAUCAGAAGCUCCACCACUGGUACUGUACUUUAAAACGGCGUCGUAUUGAAGCAGGUGAUCUCUGUGUUGUGUUGUUCAGGACAAAGCAAAGGGGCUAGAUGAGGUGUCGGAAGCACCACCGGGCGGACCUGAGCAGCACCAUCGGCGUCUGCGCCUCUUGUCUCCGGGAGCGUCUCCUCGCACUCAUCGAAGCACAAGAGAAGGCACAUCUAGCGCGCGUUUCCUCACGGUCCUCCGACGAUCACCCUCGAAAAUCCGACCCUAACCCUCCUCCGCUCGUCUUUCCUCGUUCUGUCUCGCCGUACGUCUCUCGGCGGAAAUCGGACUAUGCCAGCUGGCAGAGCUGUGACAGACACAACAGUCUCUUCUAUAGCACGCCUCAGCUUGGCCCUACCUUCGGUACUGGCAAUUCUGAGGCCAAUUCAGGAUUCCCUGGCAGAACAAGCUCGUCUUUCAAGAAGAAGACUGGGAGAUUCUGGAUUUUCUCAAGUCUAUUUGGAUCCAGAUCCGAUAAAUUCGAGGCGAAUCCGAGGAUUUCUUCUCAGGAAUCAUGCGAACCAUCGUCAUCGUCGUCUCCCUCAUGGUUCUCGAUGAUCUUUCCCACUCGCCGGAAGAAAAUGGAUAGGAUGAACCCUCUGGAAAGUUCGACCGCCCCAGGGAGGAGGCGGUAUCGGCAAGCAGAUCGGGGAAUGUCGCCGGUGACAAACGAAAGUUGUGUCGUCGAUUGCGAUCGAUGCGACCGAUCUCCUUCAGCCGGUGGCUACUCAGCGGAAACGUCCCCACGGUGGCGGAAAACGCCAUCGACGGCACCGUGUGGGACCCGUCGUUCCCGCCACGUAAGGAACGUAUCAGGCAUGGCUUUUUGCUUAAGUCCGUUGGUGAGGGCGAGCCCCAACCCUCACUGGAACCCGAAGGGAUUGCCUCCAGAGGUGGUUUCGGCGGGGGAAAUGAGAGGCACGACGGCGGCGAAGCCUCACCUGUCCACUGCGUCGUCGUUUUGUGCAAACCGCUCAAGGAAGCUUGCUGACUUUGGGAGAGCCAACCACAUCCGUUGAUCUGGAUGAGUAUUGACCUUGGACGGUGAUAUUUCCCAUGUGUUGUCUCUUCC